CGCGGGAAAACGGACGCUUCCAUCUUUAAACUUUCCCGCCAUUUUACGGAGUAUUGUUUUUUCUAUUAGUGUGAUUUUUAUGGUGUUGACUUUAAUUUUAUAAAACCUUUUAAGUGAAUUGUAGUGUUAAUUUCGUAACGUUGGUAACGUAAUUACUGAAACAUCAGGCGACAUGCACAAGAAGUCUCAUAAGAAAAAGCAAAAAAAGCGCGGGAAGCAUGAUGGCCGGAAUAAAGAGAACAUUAUCGACGAGACUGAAGUCACUGAUGAUGGAGAGGUGACUCCGGAACAAAGAGCGCCAGAGAAAAAAGUUUGCUAUGAAGUGAAACAUUCAGAUAUUAUGGGCAGAUACCUAGUGGCAUCCACGGAUAUCCACGCCGGGGAGAUCAUCAUCCAGACUCCAGCCCUGGCCGUGGGUCCGUGCACUGGGUGUGGACUCAUCUGCCUCGGAUGCUAUAGGGAGCUUGAUGAAAGCAGUCUUGCUAAGUGCAAAGGAUGCCAGUGGCCAAUGUGCAGCGCAUCAUGCCCUGGCCAGGGGAAGUACACCGGUCACUCCACAUACGAGUGUGACACCCUGAAGACCAUAACGCCGGAGUACGCCAACCUUGAAGAUCUGAAAGACUCCUACCAGGCCCUUAUGCCUUUGAGAUGUUUACUCCUGAAGAAAGCUGAUCCUGAGAAAUGGCGAGCCAUGUCCGCCAUGGAAGCCCACAACGAGCUGCGACGAGCUCGCGGAGACAUCUGGCCCAUGAACGAGAAGCAUGUAGUCCAGAGGAUGAGGAAGUGGGGGCUGGAGUAUGACAGCGAGGAGAUACACACAAUUUGCGGGAUUUUGGAAGUUAACGCCUUCGAAGUAGGUGGCAGUGGAGCCAACGCCCGAGCGUUGUACGACGUGGCCUACUUCCUUGCGCACGAUUGUACGCCCUCCACCACUCACACUGACGCCGAGAGGCUCCCAGGAAGACCCCUCACAAUAAGGGCGGCGGUGGACCAUAAAGCAGGAGAUUUGAUAUCGCUGUGUUACGCUUACACUCUUCAGGGCACGUUAAAACGGCGCGAGCACAUCAAGCACAGCAAGUUCUUCGAGUGCGCGUGCGCACGCUGCGCCGACCGCACGGAGCUGGGCACGGCCGCCAGCGCCUUCCGCUGCCCGCGCUGCGGCGGCCGCGUGCUGCCCAGCGCGCCGCUGCGGCCCGCCGCCGCCUGGGGCUGCGACGGCCGCGGCUGCUCCUACUCCAUGACCGCGGCGGCCGUGCAGCUGCUGCUCAAGAGGUUAACGGACGAGCACGAGCAGAUAGACGCGAAUGACGUGCCCGGCUUCGAGAACUUCCUUCACAAAUACAGAAACGUGUUGUAUCCCACACACUACCUGUGUCUGUCUGCGAAGCAUUCCCUUAGUCAACUCUACGGGAAGGUUGCGAAUUACAUGAUCCACGAGAUGCCGGAGGAGGAACUGAAGAGAAAAAUCGAGAUCUGUAGGGAUCUCAUGACGGUCUUUGAUGUUAUUGAACCCGGUUAUUCAAGAUUAAGAGGUGUUACGCUGUACGAACUCCACGCGCCACUGAUGAUUCUCACAACUCGGGACUUCGAGAAGAAGACCAUCUCCAAGGAAUGUUUGAGGAGUCGGCUCAAAGAGAUCGUGAGCUGUUUGACGGAAUCUGCCCUAAUCCUGGGUUACGAGCCAGCGCAGUCUCCCGAGGGUCUCAUGGCAACUGCCGCCCGGGACGCGCUCUCCAAGAUCAAGACCUGGGAGCAAAUCAUCGGGAAGAUAUCAUGAUUCCCACACACCUACUUUAAGAGCUUCGUUUUCAAAAGGCACUAAGUUUAUGGAAGUGUUUUGUGAGAGAAAUGUUUUUAUGCCGGUCAUGCUGGCAAAGGAAGUUUGUUUAAAUAGAUGACAGUUCAUAUGAUCUGGUCAUGCCUAAGUACUUAAAAUGUUAAGAUGAUGUGGUUCGUGGAUAUGUAUUUUCGUUUUGUUAAUUAUAAUUAUUGUUCAAAUUAAUUAUAGGAAUUUCAGUAUUUUCGAGACUAUUGGGCCCUUUUAAAGUAAAGACGUGAUAUAUGUAUAUUUUAUAUAUUACAUACAUACCUACAUAUAAUCACAUCUAUAUCCCUUACGGAGUAGACAGAGCCAACAGUCUUGAAAAGACUGAUAGGCCACGUUCAGCUGUAUGGCUUGAUAAUAGAAUUGAGAUUCAAAUAGUGACAGGUUGCUAGCCGUAAAGAAUAAUCCCAAGCUUAUAAACCUAUGCCUUAAUCGCCUUUUACAGCGAAACUAAUUAAAAACCCAUUACACUUGACGACAUGUUUAACCAGAUUACCUUAUUGAUGGGUUUGCGAUAUAUAAAGAUUGAGACAGAAAA
Amyelois transitella is the source of this 2363-nucleotide messenger RNA. It is a transcript of the gene SmydA-4, whose product is annotated as SET domain-containing protein SmydA-8. The coding region runs from base 173 to 1777 and encodes 534 amino acids. Lineage: Eukaryota; Metazoa; Arthropoda; Insecta; Lepidoptera; Pyralidae. The transcript is spliced from 12 exons. The record is from RefSeq and is a predicted model, not a curated record.